Paramacrobiotus metropolitanus is the source of this 1880-nucleotide messenger RNA. RefSeq names its product insulinoma-associated protein 1-like. The record is from RefSeq and is a predicted model, not a curated record. The coding region runs from base 750 to 1625 and encodes 291 amino acids. The transcript is spliced from 5 exons. NCBI's taxonomy places the organism in Eukaryota, Metazoa, Tardigrada, Eutardigrada, Parachela, Macrobiotidae.
UUUUAAACAACUCAAAGAAAUGAGACCGUUCUGAAAUAUGCCAGUCCAAAAUUACUGUAGAAGUCGUACGGGUAUGCUCGGCUCGCUACGCCCCGGCAGGCCAGCUGCGAUCUCCGCUGUUUGCACUUUGCCACAGCCGGACAGAGCAAGUCUCUCUGCUCUGCUUUGAUUUCUGCCUUCUGGAUUUCCUGAUGCACCGAAAGCAGCGGGGUGCUCAGGACUUUACUUCCGUAUUUUUGCUGGUCCUGGCUGUCGGUUAUUUGCCCGUCCCGGUCCAUCCAAAAUUGCACUGUGCAGGUACGGCUCUUUGGAGACUGAACAGCACUCAACAAGUCAGUAGGUACCCAGCAGCGGAGGACCUGUGCACCGUCCACUUGCCAGUCUGACCCAGCUGUGCUCUAGAAGUGGCAGACAUUCCGUUUGUGGUCCUACUUCCUCCCAUCAACUGUUUCUCUCGUUGGCAGCCUGCCUGGACCCAGACUGCACACGGAAAUCUACAAUGGCGCACAGCAGCCCCAUAACUAGCGGGGAUCUUGAUGGACUCAGUAUGCAGCGUUCCGCUGAGCAAGGUGCAUCCGCGAGCCGAGAUCAGGAACUAUUCAAAGCGCUGGACGAGGCGUACGCACGGAUGAAGGCCACGGUGGAAGAGGACAGGCGAAGCGCACGACGUAAGCAGUGCACUGGAAUGCGUUGAGGGUAUUUUACAGAGGUCUUUGGAAGGGACCAUCAGCACGCUGCAACAGCAAGUGAUGCAGCACGAGCGUGUGAUUGCCGCGCAGCACGACAGCGCAGCCGAGAGUGAGCGGCGCAUCCGGGACCUGGAGGCGCGUGUCGCGGAGUUGACGGCGCGCAAUGCCACAUUGCUGCAGCUCACCGAAUCCUUCCACGGGGCCUUCGCCGCGUACGCCAAAAACCGCGGUGUACUGGACCAGCUGAUGAAUUCCAAAGGAGACGCCGGAAACCCCGUUCCUGUCAACGCAGCAAUUCCGUCUGUUGCCUCGAUUCCUGUUCCAGUUGCGGUGGCUGCUGAAGGAAAUCGUUCUGCGGUUGAAGGGGACGCGGGAUCCGCUCCCGCUGCGCCGCCAUCCGCACCGCAACUCCCGGCAGAAACGACCUCCCGGCACGUGAUACUCGGCACACGGCUGGCAGCUCAUCCGCCGCUGCCAGGGGCGGCGUCCUCCGGCGUCCAGGGUGUGCCAGUGGCCGUGGACACGCCCCCCGCCUCCGGCAUCGGUCCGUUCUCGCAGCGCCCCGCUGCGCCACCGGCCCAUCAAGGUGUUCUCACUCUCUCCGUCCGACCCGCUCUCGUCUACCAUUACAGCGCCUUCCCAGGUACAUCGGAGGCUGCCGGUGCGCCCCCGAAGAUGGUCAGCUUCGCGGCGCCGGAUACCGGCGGCAACCGGAAGCGGGCGCAGUUGCUGCUGGCGGCCAGUACGUGCCCGGUGUGCCGGGUGGAAUACGCCGACGCCGAAGAGCUGCGCCAGCACGCGUGUGCGCAGAAGCGCAUGUAUCAGUGCCGCGCCCGAGCGGAUGGCUGUCGUGAGAUGUUCCGCAGUGCGUCCGGCCGGCGGGGUCAUGAAAAAAGGGUGCACGGCAGUCAGGCGAACGCGGACAGCAGCCGUUGAUCGCUGCUAACGAAGACAACUAUAGAGUACGAGCCGGUUCAUCGUUAAUAGUCAUGAGUUCCUGGUCAAACUCUGUUAGUCGGCAAUAGCCAGUUCGCGUUCUAAAAAGCCAGCGCAGUUAUCUGCUGAACAAAAAUCGAGUUUAUUGGAUAGGUACUAUAAAUCAGCUUCACUGUACUAACUGUUGUUAUAUUUUUCUCGGUUUGCGGAAUGAUGGGCUAGUCUAUGACAAUGUCAGUUAUUUUCCGCGAGUAA